Crotalus tigris (Tiger rattlesnake) is the source of this 6766-nucleotide messenger RNA. RefSeq names its product microtubule associated protein 10 (gene MAP10). The record is from RefSeq and is a predicted model, not a curated record. Gene Ontology annotation, cellular component: midbody; cytoplasmic microtubule; mitotic spindle pole. The transcript has a single exon. Bases 3391 to 6252 code for a protein of 953 amino acids. Gene Ontology annotation, molecular function: microtubule binding. Gene Ontology annotation, biological process: positive regulation of cytokinesis; cytoplasmic microtubule organization; mitotic spindle midzone assembly. Lineage: Eukaryota; Metazoa; Chordata; Lepidosauria; Squamata; Viperidae.
GCUCAGAGAGCACCAAGGGCCUCUCAUUUCAUCUCUGAGCUACAAAUAUUCUCCUUCAUUGGUACCUGUCUUUGUGUCAGCUACACAAGAGCCGUUCCAUUCUUCUUAGUGACAGAGAAGAUACAACACAGGCAAACUUUCAUCUUUCUGAGGUCCACUUUAGAGUAAAUUUUCCUUUUUCUGAUUGUUUCUUUGAAGCUUGAAUUUUUUCCCCCUGCAUUCUGAUGAUCUGUCAGCUACCUAGACUGGCAAGUUCAGGUUGAUUUGACAAGUUAUAUUAAAUUUUUCCUUUAACUCCUUUGUGUCUGAAUUUCCUGGGAUGGGAUUUCUCCUUACUCACUUUAGGAUAGCAUUCCACAAAAGGAAAUACGUUUUAAAAAUUAAAUAUAUUUAAUAAGUUUUAAAACAAUUGUUUAUUAUUUUUAACAAUCAAAAUUUUAAAACAGUUAAUGCUGAAUCCAUUUUUAUUUUCUCCAUGUAUAAUAGCCAGGAUAUGGUUUGCCAAAGCACUGGUGAACCAGCAUUUGACCUACACAAUUAUAGGGAGAUGUUUGAAACCUAUCAGUUUAAACCCUUUCCCCCUUCAGUGUUCAGGAAAAGAAACUAAGAAAGGAACUCAACAAGGAAUGAGCUUGGAACAAAGAGGGAUGUGAAAGGAAAAACACACACAUGGAUACAAGCUAGUGUCAAAGAUCUCAACUGGAAGGAAGGAAUUUGCAGGAGAAAGGAUUGGACAAUAAACAGGAUUGAAUGGGGCAUCAGAAGCAGGGGAGGAGGCACAGAAGAAAUAAAGAAAUAGAACAUUAACACUCAGUAUCCCUUCCCACCAGUGACGAAAUCUGAAAGGCAUAUUGGUAUUGUUUCAUUGGAAUUCAAUGACACAUUGACCAGUGGCAAUCAAGUCUCCCUGGGGCUGAAUACAGCCUGAGUUAUCUACCUUUAUUCUGUUCCAAUAAAGUCGAUUUGGAGAGUUAGAACUUCCUUCUCUGUGUGUUAUAUCUUAGUUUGAAGGAAGCAAAUAUGUGAAUUUGGGAUAUAGGUAAAUAUAUAUUUAUUUUACUAAUAAAUGUGUUUUACCCAACUGUUUAUAUUCAUUCUGCAAAUUUUAUGGAGAAAGAGUUGUACAUGUGUAGAAAUAAACAACUCCAAUGUAAGUCUGUCUGAACAGAAUUCUGGAAAAAAGAACAGAAUGGUAAUCAGGUCACACUUCAAUAAAAGGACAUUUAUAUUCUAAAACAUGGGGGGAGGGGUUGCAAAAUAAUCUUUCAAGACUUUUUUAAAAUAUCGCCCUUUGGUUAAUUGAAACUAUUUUUAAAAUACUGUGUUUAUAAUAAGACUAAAACAAUAUAGAUGACGUAUUUCAUUACUUCAAUUACUUCCAUUCAUACUUUGGGGGCUGCCUUUCAAUUAUCGGAUGUUCUUGCUUUGACACUUACUUUCAAUAAUGUAAUAUAACUGUAAAAAUGUUUUAUUAAAAUGCAAAUUCCAAAAAUCAUGAAAUGUUUGAAGAUUAAUUUAAUUAAUUUAAUUUAAGAUGGAAUGGAUCUAGCCUUCCUGAAAUCAUACUACUCUGAGUACAUCAUAGUUCAUAUUCUAUACAGCAACCAAUCUCAACUUUUCAUACUGUAAAUAUUAUACAUAUAAAUAUUCAUAUUGCUACAGUUUCUCAUUACUGGAAAAGGGAAAUUUAUAUUGAGAGAAAAAAAAUCUCUUUAUUUCCACAGGACAGCUCAAACCCCUUUUAAGGAGUAAAGGGACUUCAUCUCAGUUGCAGAACAGGUGCUUUGCAUUUUCCCCAACUAAAGUCCAGCUUCUAUGUAACUAUUAAGAUAUGCGAUAACACUGCCUCAUUGAGAUGAGCUAAUGCAAUUUACUUUGAUGGAAAUUUAAUACAUCUAGUAUCUGUCUCAAAGAUUUAGAACAGACAUUUGUGCACGUACAGCUCAUGCACAGCAUUCUCUUUUGGCUACUAGACUUGCAUUACAACAGACACCGAUGCAAAGCAACAGAACAGCUUUGCGGGGAGCAGGGGAAGGGGGGAAGAGUCACACUGCAUGGUGAAGGUGCUACUUUAAGCAGAACAUAGUAACACACUUCUUCGAAGCUUUGCAGUUUUAAAAAUUGUUACUGCUGCUGAAUUCUGGCUAACUUUGAUGAUUUCAGUUAAUCCCAUUAAACAAAAUUAAUCCAAAUCAAAACUAGUACACUAGUUCAAGAUGCUGAGAAAAACAAUUUCUCUGUCUAACAUAAGUGAAUUCACUUCAGAUCAUUCUAACCCAAAAUGCUUCAAGUCCUGCAUGAAAUCCCUAGGUAAUCAGAUUAAGGAUAACUCAGUGAGUUUGAAGGAAAAAAUGUUCUGGAAUAAUGAUAAUUUAUGUUCUUAUUAUUGGAUAUGUUCUAACAUUUAUCUGCAUCAAUGAUUAAUUACAUUGACUUUGCAUUGUGAAAAGCUAUGUUUUCAGAAAAUCAGAGUUAAUUUCACAGUAGAAGAGAUAUAGUUUGAUAACACUUCUAGAAAAAAAAAUAUUGCAAUUGCCUUACCUCACUGACAUAGUUUUAUAAGAAUCCAUACCUUGCAAUUUUCUACUUAUGUCUUGUAUUUUGCCAUUCUUUUUACUUUUUGCUCACUAGAAAAUAAAUAGUCAUCCAAAGAAGGAAAUUCUGCCAUCAUUGGUUUAGUAGUUUCAAGAAAUAAUAUAUGCAAUAAUUUAUUAACGUUGCAUGCCAUCCAACUCUCAAUGACUCUGGGCAACUUACAGCAAUUAAAGACAUUACAGUGAAAUCAGUGAAACAUAAAGAUGUUAUGUUCAGAAUUUGUAUACUAAUUGUGGGUGACUUUAAGCUAAUCAGUAUCUUGCAACCUAAUCUAUUUUAUGGGGUUAUUGUGAGGAUAAAAUAAGAGACUUCCACGCAUACAAAUAUUACAUUUCCAAGGGAAAAGUAAGAGUUAUAAAUAAGAUUAAAUUAAUUUUCAGCUAGAUUUCUAUUUCUUCUCACUGCAGAAUGUUCCGCACACAGGAGUAAGUUUUAAAUUAUAAAAAUGUGAGAAGAACCCUUUUAAUUAUCACUCAGUAACACAAAAUAUUAAAAACCUAACGUGAACAAUUGGAUUCUAAUUCCGCAGCAAAAAUGGAGAGAUUCCUUAAUACAACCGGAUCCGAGUUUCCCACGCGAUAUGACUCCCCGUCUACAGAUCCCGAACGCUUCAACAUUAUAACAUUAUAAUUAUAAUUUCUUUUUGAAAGGCAUUCAUUUUAUUAUGUUGCCCGCUUCUCUAUAUCUUAACAAGAAUAAGCACGGGCAGCUUUCACGAUUCGUAAGCGCUCCAAAGACCGUCAUCCCGGCAGGGCAGCACAAUAUUAGCUGCGGUCAAAGGUAUUCCCGUGUUUCAUGUCUCCUCGGGCAACCGCACUCUCUAGAGACCUUCAUCCUGAAGGCAGCUUCCGCCUAUGGGAAGCGCCGUCGGGCAGCCCUUCCCAGCCUGCGGCUCUCGGAGCGCCUGGCUCCGCUCCCGCACGAGGCGCUCGCAUUCCCAGAGGUCUUUGCGGCCCCCGCGCUCAAAAGCUCAGCGACGGCAAACAGUCGCUUAGACAACGGAGGGCCGCCGCUUCCAUAGCGAUCAUUAUACACGGGGAGGCGCGUGCCCAGGCUGUCGCGCGGCUUGCCUUCAGUCUCGCGAGAGCCGGCCUUCCUGUCUUUCAGAGGCCAUCUGGGGCGCCUUCCCGCCGGGCUGGCAUGGAGGGAGGCGAUGGCUGUGGGGAGCACCUGUUCUCAUUGGAGCUUCUGGUGGAGUCAGCGCGCGUGCAACCGCGGCUACUGCCGACGCUACUACCCGAUAGUGGCCCCUUCCUGUCGGCCGUGGCUCUCCGGCUGCUGGACUUCCCGACCCUCCUGGUCCAUGCCCCACAGUCCGCGUCCUGGCCGGUGGUGCCCUUCGGGCGGGGCAAGUCGUGCCUCUUCAGGCUGCGGCCGGACGCUCUGAAGGGCCUCUUGCGGCGCUCUCCACUCCACGCGCUGCUGCUGGCGCUGCCGCCCAACCCGGGCCCCGCCCGCCUGCUCGGUUCAUCCAGCAUCUCUCUUGCGGCCGCCGCCGAGGAAUUGUUGCCUGGCUCCGGGCCGGCUGCUAGAAGGGGCCACUUCCCGGUGCGCGACCUGAUGGGAGAACCAGUGGGGGAGCUGGAACUGAGUUAUCGCCUCAACAGCCUGGGCUCCUCGGGCCUAGAUCACUUCGAGCAAGGGGCGGCGGUGGACGAAGCCCUCGCUGGAGACCAGCAGCUCCCCUGUCCGCAAGGGAGAGUUGCGGAUCGGAGGCUCAGUCUGGAGUUCAUCUCAGAAGGAGAGGAGGACCCUGCCCCAGGCGGUGGCAGCCAAGGGUCCUUAAGCAGUCCUGAUACAGAGCCGGAGCCCUUUUCUGGUAGCUCAAGUGAGGAGGAAAUCGCAGGAAAGCUGGACAACAAUGCCUUUUGUCCCCCACCAAUGUAUUACAGUCACCAAAUGGAAAAUUGCUUCCCCAGCCCUAAAGCUGCAACAAGAGUGAUAAUCAUGGCCGCUCAAGAUUCACUUCCCAAAGAAGGAACUCCUUUACCUUUUGUGAAGGGGGAGUCUGUAGUUAGUGCUGAGAAGGCUCUGCCACCCUUACUCACCAACACACCGGGUACUUCUGAACAACUCAGGCAGACUUUAAGUCAGUUGCCUCUACUGAAUGCUUUGCUUGUAGAACUCUCCUUGCUGAAUAGCCAGCCCCUACCACCAGGACCCUCUGCUGUGCAUCCUCAGUUGGCAUGGCUAUAUCAAAAUGCAGAAGAAGCUACAAAAACAUUACCCUGUAAUGGUAAGAAUCUGUGUGCCUGCUGGGAUGAUAAGAAAAACACCCCACAUCACAAAGAAAGAGGAAGAUCACCUAGUCCUAAAUUAAAAAGAAAUCGCCCAGAUCAUUUAAAAGGCAUGUCUCCUAACUGUCCUGGCAAAACUUUUACAAAACCAAUAUACACUGAACGACCUGUGAGCCCUGAAAAGGUUAAUACCAAAGAAAAUUCUCCCACUAGAAGGAAAUUCUCUUAUGGGCUGACAAAUACAUUAAAGCUUCGUGUUCAGAGAUCAAGUCCAGGUAUGUUGAAGGUUCAUGAAAAGAGAGAACAUCGUAGAAAAAAACUUGGUGACAUAUCGUUUGAAAAAAAAGGUAAAAGCUCUUUGACUAAAGAAAAAAUAUUCAGGGGCUCCCUUGACUAUCAUCCAAAGUCUUCUGGGCAAUAUGAUGAAAAAAGCAUCUCUGAUCAAAAUGCUCAAAUUAAUGAAAAUGUUGAGACUUUAAUACAAAGCAGUGUUGGCCGAAAUAGCCAUAUGACCACAAAGAAAAUAAGCUCUCGUAUUACAAAAAAAAUUGGACCCAGUUGUGUGAAGAAUAAAGACACUGCCAAAGGGAAGUACUCCUCUGAAAGUGUUGAUUCUAAUUGCAAAGAAAAGAGCUUGGAAGUCCAUCUGCCAAGAGUCUUUUUACAGGAUACUGAAGCCCUUGAAAACCCAGUAGAUGCUCAGAUAGAAAAAUGUUUGCAAUGUGAUCAUAAUAUUCCAUAUAUAUUUAAAGAUAGGCACACCAACAACUUGGAAAAGAAUUGUGCACGUAAGAAUUCAGAUAGGCUGUCUGAAAAUACAGCCUAUUCGGAAGAUUUCACCAGUAUAGACAGUUGUGGCACAAGCUUGGAAGCUCCAGAGUACAGUCCUGAACCUUUAUCUAUAAACUCAGAUCACAGUCAGUCUGGCAUUGACUCCAGUUCUAAAAAUUCCAGAAGUCUUCCUGCUAAAUGUAUUUCACCUCUUCUUCCAAAAGUUUCAGCUAUAUCUCCUGUUCAGACUCUUAAAAAGACAUAUGACUUAAAAUCUAACAAAAACAAAUUAGGCAUUGGAUUGAAAAAAUUUGAUGAUGAUUCUCUUGCAAGAACUUUAAGAGACCAACUUACAAUUAAGGAAAAGGAAGAGGUUACCCAAAUUUUUGAGGACAAACAAGUACAGCCUAAUACAAAUUGUAACUUAGCAAAAAGCCAGUCUUAUGUAGAAAACAGCCAUUCUGCAAGGACAUCUCAAGUUAGCUCUUACUUGCCCUCUACUAUGUCUGACAUUGAAUUUAAUGGUCUAGAAGAAAGCAAAGCCUCUGACAAUGAACAAGAGGAUAGCUUUGGAAAGAUGAAUAACACAAAUCAGUGUAAACAUAUCAGUGAAUUAGUAAUAAACAAGCUUCCAGGAUACACAAUGUAGCAAUCAAUAGUAAAAUCAAAGUGAAAAUGUUUUAAUAUUUAAUAAGAAAACAUUUUAAGGGAAUUUUGACUUUUUUUACAAGUAUAAGUUUUGCUUAGGAUGCAAAGAUAUUUGUCAGAGUAAUGCACAACUCAGACUAUGCAGUUUUGUGGAACUGGUGGUUUCUUAGUUUCAGCUGUCUCCAAAUCUACCACAUUCUGUGAUUAGCUGCCCCUGAAAUUCAAGGACAGUUUUCAUAUGAUAUAAAGGUUUCCCGUUCAUAUAAAAAAAAAUGUUCUCAUUGAGCAUAGGAAAUGAUGUAGUGUGCCUAAAAUAAUUCUCCAAUUUUUAAUUUGUCUUUUAAUUUUUCUUUCAAAAUUAAUAAGCAAAAAAUAACUAAAGGGCACUAGAAAACAAGUAAACUAUAGUUGAUUAUAGACUAUUGAAGAUAAUACUUAAGCAAACCAGUUUUUAUUUGCACUUUGGAAUUUAAGAGAAUUAUAGCUAUAAGUGAAGUAAAAAUUGUUCAGUAAAA